AUGACCAAGAUGGUCGUUAUUGAAGAAGAUGCUGACAUCAAAUUGAGAGCCUUCUUUGACAGAAAGAUGUCUGAAGAAGUUGAAGGUGACAACAUUGGUCCUGAAUAUAAGGGAUACGUCUUCAAGAUUGUUGGUGGUCAAGACAAGUCUGGUUUCGCCAUGAAGCAAGGUAUUUUGGCUAACACCAGAGUUAGACUCCUCCUCGAAAGAGGUUCUAUCGGCUUCCAAAAGUGGAGAGGUAGAGACGGUGAAAGAAGAAGAAAGUCCGUCAGAGGUUGUAUUGUUGGUCCUGAUCUCUCAGUUUUGUGUUUGACUGUUGUCAAGAAGGGUGAUGCUGAAUUGCCAGGUAUUACUGAUUCCGUUAAACCAAGAACCCACGGUCCAAAGAGAGCCUCCAAGAUUAGAAAGCUCUUCAACUUGACCAAGGCUGAUGAUGUCAGAAAGUACGUUAUUAAACGUGAAAGAAAGGUCGCCAAGAACAAGAAGGUUCUCAAGGGUGUUAAGGUCCAAAGAUUGGUUACUCCAGACAGAAUUAGAAGAAAGGCCAAGGAAAUCAAGAGAAGUAUUAAGAGAGUUGCUGCUUCCAAGAGCGAAAAGAAGGCUUAUGCUAAGCUUUUGGCUAAGAGAAAGUCUGAAACCACAAAGGCUACUACCCACUAA
Naegleria gruberi is the source of this 660-nucleotide messenger RNA. RefSeq lists its product as uncharacterized. Lineage: Eukaryota; Heterolobosea; Eutetramitea; Acrasida; Naegleriidae. The record is from RefSeq and is a predicted model, not a curated record. The transcript has a single exon. The coding region runs from base 1 to 660 and encodes 219 amino acids. Gene Ontology annotation, molecular function: structural constituent of ribosome. Gene Ontology annotation, cellular component: ribosome. Gene Ontology annotation, biological process: translation.